Trichoderma asperellum CBS 433.97 is the source of this 901-nucleotide messenger RNA. Lineage: Eukaryota; Fungi; Ascomycota; Sordariomycetes; Hypocreales; Hypocreaceae. The record is from RefSeq and is a predicted model, not a curated record.
AGGCUCAGAGUAUAAUUAAUUAAUCGGGAUAGUCUCAUCGCAAAAGAUGACAGAGCUAAUGCCAACAUGAUACACGAAAUAAACUUGCUCACGUCGGAGCAAUCAACGGCACUUGGCUCCCGUUGCAGCCCUGUCACCUUGUCUCAGUGCAAUCUCAUCGCCUGACGUGAAGCCAUCGUUGUAUCCGUACGCUCCGGCAAAUCCCGCCAACUCACAGCUCGGCACCAUCCCAAGCCACCCUCAAGAACCCUCUCAUUAUGUCCUCCGCCACAUUACGAAUACACUCUUACUCAUCAAGCUUCUUACAACAGAGAACACGUCCAUGAACUGUGGCGUCUUGCGCAGCUCAUUCUUUCAAUUCAUUCAAGCUCAGGCACAGCCCCCCCUAAGCGGACGCAAGCCAAGAAAGUAUACUUGCUGUUUGGGGGCAAAAAAAGAGUUGCAGCACGGAUGGCCAACCAAAAAGGAGCAAAAUCCGCCGUUGGUCGCGGACAAUCGCAACCAUGACGCCGUCGAUGGCAGAUACGGGCGUCACCAGGUAGCCGGUACUUUGCCAUUGUUUUGCCUACUUUGGCAAGCUUGCGUAUUAGCCCUGUUUUUUUUUUUUUUUUUUUUUUUUCCUUCUCCUCGACUGACGUGGAAUAAUAUUCCACGCAAAACAGCCUGGAUAAUCAAAAGGAAAAAAAAAAAAAAGAAUGGCACGAGACCGGGCUGUACAAAAAGCUGGCCUAAUGCAUGCGUGCAUGUCACGGUGGAGCAAAACUCAUCAGCUGUAGGAGACAGUUUUUUAUUAGCAUCGUCUUGGCUGCUCCCAAUCGACUGACAGUAGUGAAAUCGAAGAAGAAGAAACAGCUGUCGGAUUUCAAUGCACUACGUAAUUAGAGCAGGGCCAACAACAGUC